This is a messenger RNA of Condylostylus longicornis, 2543 nucleotides long. RefSeq lists its product as uncharacterized. NCBI's taxonomy places the organism in Eukaryota, Metazoa, Arthropoda, Insecta, Diptera, Dolichopodidae. Gene Ontology annotation, cellular component: cytoplasm. The coding region runs from base 315 to 1571 and encodes 418 amino acids. The transcript is spliced from 11 exons. Gene Ontology annotation, biological process: signal transduction. The record is from RefSeq and is a predicted model, not a curated record.
UGAGUUUUAGAAAGUUAAUAAUUCUAGAAAAGCUUAAUUCGCGCCAGUUUAAACCGAACUCUUGUUGAGUACAGUACAAAAUUAUCUUGUUAUAGAAAAACCGACAAAUAAAAAAAUUAAAAAGGAAAACAAAGGAUUAUUUUGAUUUCAAAAAAUUUUAAUUUAAACAAUAUCAACCAUAACACGCCACAAAGGAUCUAAAUAAUAAAAAGAAAAACUAAAACAAAAAAAAAAUUAAAAAAAAAAUAAAAAGUUCAAGAGAAAAGUUUUGUUGUAUAAAAAAAUAAAAAAAAAAAAGAGAAUUUUCAAUAAGAAUGGAUCAAGCACAGGAAAAACAAGAGAAACAAGAAAAACAAGAAAAGCAAGAAAAACAAGAAAAACACCAUCAUCAUUCGCAUCAUCACCAUCUUCAUCAUGGUAACAAUAACAGAGUCAGUAAAUAUGUCAUAAAUACAGAAAAAUCUGGUGAACUUACUGUUACGGUUCAGGGCGAUUUAUCACAACAAGAGAAACGUGCAGUAUUUAUAACAGUUCAUGACCUCGGAUGCAAUCAUAAUGCAUUUCAAGAGUUCGUCAACAGUCCAUGUAUGACGGAAAUAAAAGAACGUUCAUGUUUCAUACACAUCGAUGUACCAGGCCAUGAAGAUGGUGCUGGAACCUUACCGGAUAGUUUUGUAUUUCCAUCGUUACAAGUUCUUGGUGAAGAUUUAGUUACCGUAUUGGACUUUUUACAUGUUAAAUUUGUUAUCGGCCUAGGUGAAGGUGCUGGUGCUAAUGUUUUAGCUCGUUUUGGUUUAGCACAUCCAACACGUGCACUUGGUUUAAUUUUAAUUAAUUGUACAGGAAGUGCAGCUACAGUUUUGGAAACAUUUAAAACCAAAUUCAUCAACUGGUCAGGAGAUCAAGUUGCUCAUUCAGCUGAAGAAUUUUUAAUGUAUCAUAAAUUCGGUCAUCAAUUGGUCGGUGAUAAUCCUGAUAAGGAAAAAAUUGUUACUGAAUACCAAUCACGUCUUCGUGAAUCACUCAAUAACAAAAACGUUGGACUUUAUGUUAAAGCCUUUAUGAGCCGAAAAGAUUUACCCUUAAAAAAUGCUAAACUUGAUAUUUUGUUGAUUACUGGAAUGCUCAGUCCAUAUGCAACAGUUGUUGAAAAAUUACAUCGUGAAGUUGAAAAAGAAAAAGUAACCUUGUUAAAAGUUGAACGUGCUGGUGAUGUUCUUGCAGAUGCUCCAGCAAAAGUCGCACAAUCGAUUUUAUUAUUCUGUAAGGGUCAAGGUCUAUUAACAUCAGUUAUUAUGCCUGGCGUAGAUCGUUCAAGAGCAUUUUCAACAAGUUCUGGUGGAUCAUCAGAUACUUCACCAAAUGGUGGACCACCACCAUCUGGACCAACUGGCAGAUUAUCACGUGGAAUGUCCAUGGAAGAAUAUGAUAAACCAAAUAUCCGACGACUCAGUAUCACUGCUAAUAGUGAUUUACCACCACUUAGAAAACUUGAAUCAUCUAGGAAUACUUCUGAUCAUCAAUUAUCAAAAUUACCACCUCUCCCACCAAUACAUUCGCACAAAGAAUAAAAUAUUCAAAAACAUAAAUGUAAUUUGAUUAUAAAAAAUUUUAUAGAAAAGUUAUUGGAAAAAAACAACAUACAAUAUAUACAUAUUAAAUUAUAUAAUAAAUUAUAUAUAUACACACUUCAAUACAUAAAAUAUAAUACUAAAGGUUUCCAAAAUUACAAAAAAAUAAAUAUAUAUCGUAUAUACAUACACAUAUACAAUAGUAUUGGAAUUAUUAAUUACAUAUAAUAUAUUUACUUACUUACUUCCUCCACAUGUUUUAAUAAAUUUUCACACUUCUUUAAAUACUCAAUAUUUUCGACACUUUGCAAUCAGUUAUGUGCUUAUGACCAUAUCAGGUUUUUCUCUUUUAUUCAGACAUUGAAAGUUACAUAAUAUAAAACAAUUUGACAAGAAACUAAAUUACUUAAUAACAUUAAUUUAAUUACGAGAAUAACUAUACAUAAUGAAUUCGUAAAUUAUAAUCAAAAAAGGCGAGAGAAUUUUUUCACUUAUUUUCAAUAUUUUAAUUAAUUAUAAUUUUAUAGACAAAUUCAUCUAAAUCUAAAUAACAAAUUUAGAACGCUUGAAUUUCGAAUAAUAAAUUUUUAAUUUUUAUUCUUUAUUAACUUUAUUAUUUGAAAUAGUAUAAAAAUUUCAUAAAUAAAGAGCAUUCGCCGACUUUACUUUUUGCUAAUAAUAAUAAGAGAAUUAAUUCAAAAGCAUUAUGUAUUUGAAUUUUUCUUCUUAUUCUUAUAAAUUUCAUAAAUCACCUCUUUUAAAAAUUUAUAACAAACAAAAGUAAAUGACUAGAACUAAGGACCUGAAAAAAUCCUGGAUUCGUAUAGGCCUACAAAAUAAGUUCGUAUAGGUCUACAAAAUAAAGUUAAAAAAUUAAAAAUAAAUAAAAAAGUUCAUAAGUCAAAUUCUCUUUAUUAUUUCGGCAAUUUUGCAAAAUUGUCAUGCCAUCUAUACUCAUUCAUUAAAACAAAA